Mucor velutinosus is the source of this 993-nucleotide messenger RNA. RefSeq lists its product as uncharacterized. Gene Ontology annotation, biological process: RNA export from nucleus; transcription-dependent tethering of RNA polymerase II gene DNA at nuclear periphery. The record is from RefSeq and is a predicted model, not a curated record. The transcript has 7 exons. NCBI's taxonomy places the organism in Eukaryota, Fungi, Mucoromycota, Mucoromycetes, Mucorales, Mucoraceae. The coding region runs from base 1 to 993 and encodes 330 amino acids. Gene Ontology annotation, cellular component: nuclear pore. Gene Ontology annotation, molecular function: RNA binding; ubiquitin binding.
AUGUUGGAUCCUAAAGAUUUCGAGGUUGCUUCUCCACCACCUGAUGGCAUUUCUGCUUUGGAUUUCUCUACACAAGCAGACUUUUUAGCAGUCUCUUCAUGGGAUAAUCAAGUUCGUAUAUAUGAAGUUCAACCUUCCGGUGCUACUGUGCCAAAGACAGCGUAUUCUCAUGAAGCACCCGCUUUGUGUGUCAGUUGGAGCAAUGACGGUACAAAGGUCGUUUCUGGUGGUGCAGAUAAAGCGGGUAGAAUGCUCGAUGUGUCUACAGGCCAAUCAACUCAAAUUGCUCAACAUGACGACACUAUCAAAUGCAUUAAAUUCUUGGAUCAGGGUAACAUUGUUGCCACUGGUAGUUGGGAUAAAACUGUCAGAUAUUGGGAUACUCGCUCACCUCAACCUGUCGGCACUGUACAACUUCCCGAACGCUGCUAUGCCAUGGACGCAAAAGGACCUUUGAUGACGGUUGGAACUGCCGAAAAACACAUUUGUAUCUUUGAUUUGAAUAACCCCACUGUCAUUUUCAAGAACUUGACAUCACCUUUGAAAUGGCAGACUCGUGUCGUAUCAUGUUUCUCUGACAGUAAGGGUUUUGCUGUUGGUUCAAUUGAAGGAAGAGUUGGUAUUCAAUACGUCGAAGAUAAGGAUUCAUCCAAAAAUUUCUCAUUCAAAUGUCAUCGUGAUGAUGCCAAAAACGUAUACGCCGUCAACGAUAUCAGCUUCCACCCUAUUCACGGCACCUUUUCGACAGCUGGUGCUGAUGGUACAGUCAGUUACUGGGACAAGGAUUCUAAGCAACGUUUGAAGCCUUUCCCCAAGACAAAUGGACAAAUCGUGAGCACAGCAUUCAAUAGAAAUGGUAGCAUCUUUGCUUAUGCAGUUAGUUAUGAUUGGUCAAAGGGCUACAAACAAUCAUCACCAUCCAAUGUCAACAAGAUUUACUUGCAUGCUGUUAGGGACGAAGAAAUCAAGCCUCGUACUCCCAAGAAGCGUUAA